Molecule: messenger RNA, 1716 nt
Organism: Chenopodium quinoa (quinoa)
Lineage: Eukaryota; Viridiplantae; Streptophyta; Magnoliopsida; Caryophyllales; Amaranthaceae
Exons: 9
Coding region: 307-1716 (469 amino acids)
Source: RefSeq, a predicted model, not a curated record
UUAACUUGUUUGUAGUUUGUUUAUUAUUAAAUGUUCAUAUUAUUAUAAGUGACUAAUUGGGUUUGGGCGUGCAUUUUUUACGGGCUUGGUCAAGCACUUUUCUUAUGAGGAGAUUAAGGCAUCUUUUAGAAAGCUUGCUAAAGAAACGCACCCUGACCUCGUUUCUUCUGCGGAUACUGAUACUGCUGAUUCGAAACGUUUCAUCCAAAUUCUCGCUGCUUAUGAGGAAAUUUUCAAGCUGUAAAGAAAGCUCUCUUGUCUGUUUCAAGUUGUCUCCAAGAGCACACCAAAGGAAGUGGUGAAAGUAUGACUGACAAGCUAAGAGUGAAGAAAAUGACUCAAGGUGCUACAAAGAAGAAACGGCAGCAAAAGAAAAAGAAUUCAAAGGAUAAAAUUUCAGAGGAUGAAAUAACAAAGAAGAUUUCAGCUUUGUGGGAGCAAGAAAGAUUACAAGAGUGCUUGGAUUUUAUCAUUUCUCUUGAUGAUGAGUGGUUGAAAAAUUUAAAAGUCUAUUCUAUGAAAGUGCAUGCACUUGUAGGUUUGAAACGGUUUGAAGAGGUAUUGGCUUUGCAAAAACGACUCGAAGAAUUUGGACAUAAAACGACUUUGGCACUUGGUGAAUGGUUUAUGUUUGCUUAUGCCAACAGAAAGCAAAAUAAUAUUUUGGAAGCAUAUCUCCUUUAUAAAUAUGUGCAUGAUCAGAAGGGUGCAGUCUGUGUAGAUGAUGAAGCAUUCAAAAACUGUCUCAAAUGGAUAAAAAGACUACAAUCGAAAGUUCAACCAGAUUUGGAUAGAAUUGCAGUGGAAAGAGCUAGUAAAUUUUUGGAUGAUGAGCGUGCUGCCUCCUCUUCCACCAAGGCUCCUGCCUCCUCUUCCACCAAGGCUGCCACCUCUUCCACUCAAGGCUGCAUCCACCCGACAGACAAGGUUGCAUCCACUCCGACCAAGGCUGCAUCCACUUCGACCUUGGUUGCGUCCGCUUCGACUUUGGCGAUCCCUUCUUUGACCUUGGAUCCCUCAUCUUUGGGUGUGGAUGCCUCUUCCCAAAAAAUGAUGAAGUUUACAGAGGAUGGUGUGAUAUACUUUGAAAUGACCCAGCUUGAUGAAUUUUCAUAUCUUGGUGUAAUGAAGAUAGGCGGGAGUUCUUUUCCCAAGUCGUAUAUCAAAAUUGGCGAGAAUUCUACUUCAGAUGUCUCAAUUAGGCUUAAGAAAAACUCAUGCCUAUUGAAAAUUGAAUUUUCAAUGUAUUUCCACUCCCUUUCCAGUAGGGUAGCAAUUGUUGAGCCGGUCCGUCCAGUAAAAGUGUUCUUUGAAUUGAAGCUUGAAGAUUUCAAAUCGGAAGCAAUGGCUCAAACUUGUAAAAAAUGGUGGGAAUAUAUCAAAGACGACUUUCUAUCAAUAUUUCGAGGCGUAAUAUGUGGCAUGCUUGCCAUAUAUUCAGAUCAAAAAGUCUGUAGUGAUCUGGAAAAAUCACUCUACGUUACUGAGGAGGGAGAAGCCAAAAUAUUGCAUAUUUCUCAAGAAAAAUUUACAUUCAGUCAAGCGCAAAAAGAAGUGUCUGAUUUGUUGUCCAUUAUUGAAGGAGUCAUUACUUUGAUAAGACCAAGAUCAAGACCAGAUUUGGAAACUUGGCGUAAAGAAUUUGAGCUAUCUUAUGAACUGCCUUCAGAAUUAGGUCAUUUUUUUAAACAGCUUAAGAGUCAGGAAAAUAUGUGA